UUGUCCAGAGAAGCGGAGGAUCAUUGUAUUCCGCGGUGUUGAAUUGGAGGUCGUGUUUUGUUUGUUUGUUUGUUUGUUUGUUUGUUUGUUUUAGCGCGGCCUGUGUGUGAGCGCGUCCGUCCUUCCGUCAUGCCCCCUGUGCGGAUCUGAAGGGGACACUUGAAGCAGUGACAUGCAUCCCCCGAGCGCCGGACCCGUUCCCUCUCGCACAGCGCAGAUCCUGUGAAGCAGGCCGUGUUUUUUUUUUCCGUAGCGAAACGCCGCGCUGAUGAUGCUCAAACAUGUCGGGGAAUCAUUACAAAGGCCACGAAGUCAGCUGCUGCAUCAAAUACUUUAUUUUCGGAUUCAACAUCCUGUUUUGGCUGCUGGGGAUGGCUUUAGUUGGAAUUGGACUGUGGGCGUGGAGUGAGAAGGGGGUUCUGUCGAACAUCUCAUCUAUCACAGAUCUGGGGGGUCUGGACCCCGUCUGGCUCUUCAUGGUGGUUGGGGGAGUUAUGUUCAUUCUGGGCUUUGCCGGAUGCAUUGGAGCACUGCGAGAAAACACGUUCCUACUCAAGUUUUUCUCCGUGUUUCUUGGAAUCAUCUUCUUCCUGGAGUUGACAACGGGAGUUCUUGCGUUUGUCUUCAAGGACUGGAUUAAAGACCAGCUCAAUCUGUUCAUCAACAACAACAUCCGGGCAUAUCGGGAUGACAUUGAUCUACAGAACCUCAUCGAUUUCACUCAGGAAUAUUGGGAGUGUUGCGGUGCCUUUGGAGCAGAUGAUUGGAACCUGAACAUCUAUUUUAACUGUACUGAUGGAAAUCCUAGUCGGGAAAAGUGUGGCGUUCCCUUCUCCUGCUGCACCAAAGACCCAGCGGAGGAUGUAAUCAACACUCAGUGUGGCUAUGACAUUCGAGCCAAACCAGACUCGGAGCAGAAGGACUACAUCAAUGUCAAAGGUUGCGUGCCGCAAUUUGAGAAGUGGCUACAGGACAAUCUGACCUUGGUGGCGGGAAUCUUCAUUGGAGUUGCACUACUGCAAAUUUUUGGGAUUUGUUUGGCUCAAAACUUAGUGAGUGACAUCGAGGCUGUGCGGGCCAGCUGGGUGCCCCCCUCUCUCUCCAUGCGUCGACUCCCACCAUACUCCAGCAAGAAAGCAUCGGCUUACUACUCAUGAGACAGACACACACACACAUACUGCAUGUGUGUUUGUCACCGUUUCUUUACCUAAUGCUCGAGCAGCCUUUAAGCUCCAACUUUGAACACAUCUCCCUGAAAACGCUGUCAGGGAGCUCUGGGAGAACAUCACUGAUCACUGCACCAUUUCCUUCACUGAACCAGCACCUUUUUUUCCCAAGGCACUAAUAUGUGAAAUGCUUUGUACAUAAACACUGUGACUACUGUAAAAAGACUGAGAGCAUCGUUAAAAACGGACGAUAUGCAGAUUGUUGCAAUGCUCCGGUUUUGAUAGGUACAGAGUAGGAGUUUUGAUAAAUCUUUUUGAUAUUAGAUCUGUAUUUUUCACUGUGGAAAUUAAGGCCCAUCACCUAGGACUGAAAUAGAAGGAACUGAGCUUCAUGGUUCUCACAGUUAAGCCCUUGCUUCAGGCACCUUCCCAUAGGUUGUGCGUGACUGAGGCGCUGUAGGUCGCAAAGGAAUCUGCAUUGUUUUUAAAUGAAACAAAAGUUCUUGUUGCUUUGUGGAUAUUUCUGUAUAUUGCUGUGAUAGGAACAGUGAGCUAAAUAUACCCCAAAUUCAAAACGCAUUCAGAAUGAAAGAAGGGAUCACUUCAACUGUUUAGCACGAUGACUUACUUCUCUACUCAUGAACUAAAGUAAUGGAAGUGUUUGAGAAUAUUGCUGUUACUUUGUAGCUCUCCUAACAUCAUGGUUGGAUGACCCAUGGCAUCAUACUGAUUAACAGACUGCUACAUAUUUUGUGGUGCUGACUGAAUUGUGUCUGUGGCACCAGGUAAUGAAACUUCAUUAUUCUUUGAUCAGAACGUCUCUGAUGAGAUUAGACGACUGAAAACACAGAGUUGACUUUUUCUGUUUAAAGGGGAUCUGUUAGUUACACGUUUCCUCAUUUUCUUCUACCAGUUACUCUGAAGACUAAGUUUAUGUUUUUUUGUUUUCCUCCUUUUUGCUGAGUGGAUCAACUUGUUAGAGCAGUGCAGCUCCCAACCACUGGGUGCUAGCUGUCAGCAGCCUUCCAGAAAACAGCCAAUAAAAAGGGGGCUUUCAGGAAGGAGGCACUAAGGAGACAGGAGCUCAAAAGUCUGAACUGAGAGACUUUGUUACUGGAGAAACUAAGGUGCAAGCUCUGGAGCUGAAAAAUUAAAGGCAGAAGCGGACUGUAGUUUCUCUGAGUGCAUCUUGGGGUGUUUUUAAAUUACUCAUCUACCUGGCGAGUUGAAUUAUGGGUGUGGCCUCUUUAACAGGUGUGUCGACACUGGCAGCUGGAGCCGAUAAGCAUCUGCUAGACCUCACCAUUGCUAAUUUGAGUCAGCGAAAUAGAUCUCUCCUGUGUUAAUGCUUGAACCAUUUCUAAUAGAACAUUUGAUUAGUAUUAAGGCUUAUUGAUUGGUACAGAAUAUGCCAGUUUUGGUAACUGAAAUUCUGUUGUUUUAUUAGUCUGUUUAAGUGGAAAAAAAAAGGGUCCUCUUUAAAGAAUAGAUUUAAAUACCCACAUGGUAUAGUACAUGCUUAAAGUACAGUAAUUACACUAAAAUUGUCACAGUUUGACUACACUUGAAAAGAUGGGAAAUCCGGUCUUUGUAGGACACAAAAAUACAUUACAGAAUUCAUCUGAAGCUAAAACGGGGCUCCAGCUACAAGUUCUCUUUGUUGUGGUGUAUGUGCGCUGGUGUUGUAACCUACAUGUGACUACCAAAACAUAUCCUGGAGGAGGAGCUCUGUGAAAAUUAUGAUAAAAACAAACAAACUUUUGGGAUUACACACUGAGUGUAAACCCAAAAUCUGGAAUGUAAGAAUUACACUUUAACUUGGGGGGGGGAAGUCCACAUUAAAUCAAUUAAUUGAUCAUGAAGUAUAUUGUAAAGAAAUGGACUGUAUUUCUCAAAGAGAUUUAAAAAUAGUUUGAGUUCAUCAGUCCUUCUCUCACUGUAUCAUAUGUGAAUAAAAACUUUUUUUUUUUUUUGCAGUUAUUAGAAUCUUGAUUGUUUGAAUAUCACCCUGAAACCCAACUUUUUAAGCCCGCUGUAUGUAAAGUUUGUUCAUGUCCUGAUACGAGUGAACAUAUUUUAUGGAACACUUCUCAUUUUAGUGUUUUUUUGCCGAGGGGGUUUCACUCAAAAAGUUCAGUGAAGUUUGGCGUAAAGUUAGAACUCGGGUGAGCAAAGGAGUCACACGGUGUGGAUCUGAUAAAUAUAAAGACUUCUUCGUACAUGGGGGGGCUUUAUAAGCAUUUUCAGUAUUUCACACCCAGCAUUUUUCCACUUGAUUGAAAACAAAUCUGACACUUGCGCCCCACAGCUCUCAUUCACUGUGUGUACUUUAAUGCAGAUUUAAUCAGUUUUCACCAUAUAGAAAAAAACAAGACUCUAAAAAGUUUACUUUGUUGUGUCUGUGUUUCCUCUGAUGAUUUAAAGUGAUUUUAUUUGCUCCAAGCAUGUAUUUGUAACAAAGUAUUUACAAUAUUCUUUCCAUUGUUAUGAUGGUUAAAGUGUUUCCCCCGGACCUCCACAGUGUUAUAUUCAGAGAACGUGUUAAGCUACUUAAAAAGGGAUCGACACCGUUUGAUAGUAAAUAUUUAUUUUACAUUUAAUUUAGAUUUCUAACACUAAAACACGCAGUACUACUGAAGCUGAAGCGACACUUUUGCAGGUUGUAAAAUGUUCAGCCGAGGUGUAAUACAGUCGUGCUGUAGAGGCCUCGCAGUCACCACUACCUGAAGAACCUUCUCGGACUGUUAAGCGGAUCACGCCACAGACACUGUAAUGUAACUGCCUCUUACUUCCUUGUCUAAAAUCCUGUUCAAAUUGGACCGCUUUUAAUAUCAAGUAAAAUUAAUAAAGGUGAUGAAAACACA
This is a messenger RNA of Archocentrus centrarchus (flier cichlid), 4030 nucleotides long. It is a transcript of the gene tspan5a, whose product is annotated as tetraspanin 5a. The record is from RefSeq and is a predicted model, not a curated record. Gene Ontology annotation, cellular component: plasma membrane. Bases 282 to 1157 code for a protein of 291 amino acids. NCBI's taxonomy places the organism in Eukaryota, Metazoa, Chordata, Actinopteri, Cichliformes, Cichlidae. The transcript has 11 exons.